AUGGCCAGGAUUAAGGCUGGAAGCCUUCACAGGAAGAAGGAGGAGCAGCUGCUGAAACAGGAAGAGGAACUGAAGGUAGAGCCGUCCCAGCGGCACAUCGCUAAAGUGACAGGCAGCGUGGCUUCCAAACUCUCCAAGACCCGAGUUGUUCAUAAAUCCAUCACCCAUGUAUUGACCGUCAUUAACCAGACUCAGAAAGAGAACCUCAGGAAAUUCUAUAAGGACAAGAAGUGCAAGGCCCUGGAUCCGUGGCCCAAGACCACACACCGCUGA
Molecule: messenger RNA, 273 nt
Organism: Rangifer tarandus platyrhynchus (Svalbard reindeer)
Lineage: Eukaryota; Metazoa; Chordata; Mammalia; Artiodactyla; Cervidae
Source: the annotation of a GenBank genome assembly